UCACAAAAUUUUCAGGUCUUCCCUCUACUCGCAGUUUUCUGCCUUCUUUGUAUUCUCUGUCUAAGUUUUAUAUUUUUUGGAAGAAGAGAAGGACAACAUUGGCGGGAUUAUAAAACUCCAAAGAAUCAAUUAGAGCAAUAUUUAAAUCUUCGAGAGUCUCAACAUCAUUUAAGAGAAAUGUCACAACAAAGGCAAUUACUUGCAUCAAUGAGUCAUUCUGGGAGGGAAAAGUCUGAUAUGAGUAUUGGGACUUUUCUUAGACCUAUUAAAGAUGAAGAAAAAGGAAGUAGUCAGAUUAGUUCAAAACCUGAUUCGACAACCGAAAGAGUCAGUAGUUACCCAACAUCUUCAAUAGGAAAACAAACAGUUGCGGAAGCUGCUAGAGCUAAUGGUUCAGCAUUACAUUUAUACAGGCAUCCAAUAAUUGAUUCUGAUGGGGAUGAAGUAGAUGAGGAAGGAAUUAGAGGGAAUCAAGAAAAUAGAUGGAUUAAUAAUCAACGAUGGUAG
Messenger RNA from Meloidogyne enterolobii, 507 nucleotides. NCBI's taxonomy places the organism in Eukaryota, Metazoa, Nematoda, Chromadorea, Rhabditida, Meloidogynidae. The record is from the annotation of a GenBank genome assembly.